GCUCCAGCACUGCGUUCUAUGGGAGUCUUGCUGCAUACAACCUCGAACUCGGUGCGCUUCCUGGUCGUCUCUUCAACCUGCCUCACGCUGCUCAGAAUCCGGGAAAAAAUCUUCAAUCAUGACGACCUACACUGACAAAGGACCAAAGCCUGAAGCAGGCAAGUUCCUCAAUUUUGACCACAUACGCUUCUGGGUCGGCAACGCGAAGCAGGCGGCGAGCUACUACUGCGUACGGCUAGGUUUCGAGCCGUACGCCUACCGCGGGCUUGAGACAGGCUCGCGUACCGUCUGUUCACAUGCCGUCAAACAGAACAAGAUCGUGUACGUGUUCGAGAGCGCCCUCAUGCCCGACAACCAGGAGAUGGGCCAGCACCUCGUCAGGCAUGGCGACGGUGCCAAGGACGUCGCAUUUGCCGUCGAAGACCUCGACGCCAUCAUGAAGGUGGCAAAGCAGCGCGGUGGUCAAGUGGUGCGCGACAUCUGGGAGGAACAAGACGACUGCGGCAAACUUGCAACUUCAUACGAAAAUAUCUUGAAGACUUUAUUCAGCCCUGAGAUCGGACUGAACUUCAUCGACCACGUGGUGGGCAACCAGCCUGACCUGGAGAUGGAGAACGUAGCGAAGUGGUACGAGGACAACCUCGCGUUCCACAGGUUCUGGUCGGUAGACGACAAGCAAAUUCACACCGAGUACUCGGCAUUGCGCUCCAUAGUCGUGACUAACUGGGAGGAGACCAUCAAGAUGCCCAUCAACGAGCCGGCUCCUGGCAAGAGGAAGAGCCAGAUUCAGGAGUACGUGGACCACUACGGAGGAGCCGGAGUGCAGCAUAUCGCCAUGAACACCAACGACAUCAUCAGGGCUAUCUCCAACCUGCGCCAGCGUGGCAUGGAGUUCCUCUCCGUGCCCAAGGUCUACUACAAGACUCUGCGGGAGCAGCUCUCCAAGUCCCGCACUAAAGUGGCCGAGGACAUGGACAUGCUCGAGAAGCUCAACAUCCUCGUGGACUUUGACGAGGACGGCUACCUCCUACAGAUCUUUACCAAGAACAUGCAGGACCGACCAACUCUCUUCCUUGAAGUGAUCCAGCGUCACAAUCAUCAAGGCUUCGGAGCAGGCAACUUCAAGGCUCUAUUUGAAGCAAUUGAAAUCGAUCAAGCAGAACGUGGAAAUUUGUAAAUACCACAGAAGCGAAGAGAGAAGUUAAGCACAAAGAAUCUUAUUGGGAAAUGUAAUCCUCACCAAUAAGCUGCUAACAAUCAUCGGCACAUCUAGAAGUGGAGAGCGCAAUGGAAAAUGUACAGUACAAGUUGACCGGGCACGGAAUACCGAGUCAGCAAAAAUGCAUUUCAAAAUUACUCAUGAUAUGUAGUGAGUAAUUUUGUAACACCAUAUUGAAGCCUAUGUUGAUAGCCAUCGCUUAUUAUCCCUAUUAUGGUAAAUUAAGGUAAACGGAUGUGAAAUAAAUGUCUGAGACGCA
This is a messenger RNA of Hyalella azteca, 1478 nucleotides long. Its product is annotated as 4-hydroxyphenylpyruvate dioxygenase. NCBI's taxonomy places the organism in Eukaryota, Metazoa, Arthropoda, Malacostraca, Amphipoda, Hyalellidae. The record is from RefSeq and is a predicted model, not a curated record. The transcript has 11 exons. Gene Ontology annotation, molecular function: 4-hydroxyphenylpyruvate dioxygenase activity. Gene Ontology annotation, biological process: L-tyrosine catabolic process. Gene Ontology annotation, cellular component: Golgi membrane; endoplasmic reticulum membrane. The coding region runs from base 119 to 1177 and encodes 352 amino acids.